Messenger RNA from Microstroma glucosiphilum, 1010 nucleotides. RefSeq names its product Isochorismatase hydrolase. The transcript is spliced from 3 exons. Bases 102 to 734 code for a protein of 210 amino acids. The record is from RefSeq and is a predicted model, not a curated record. Lineage: Eukaryota; Fungi; Basidiomycota; Exobasidiomycetes; Microstromatales; Microstromataceae.
CUUGCAUUGUCUACAAUUACCAGCCCUCGUACUGCGACCUUCUUCUUCUUCUUCUUGUCCCCCUCCUCAGGUCUACCUACACCUCUUCCACACCUCCCAGCAUGUCUUCUUCCAUCGCCUCGAAGAUCGUGCGGAUCCAACCGCAACACACGGCUCUCUUCGUGUGCGACAUCCAAGAGCGCUUCGCAAAUGCCAUCUACUCCUUCGACAGUGUGGUCAAGACGGCAAACAAGAUGAUCAAGGCGGCUGCGAUCCUCAAGUUGCCAGUGUAUACUACUGAGCAGGCACCAAAAGCUCUGGGCUCAACCGUUGCCCCCCUCUCCUCUCACCUCUCCUCCCUGCCCCCUCCAAGCACCAUUAUUCCUAAAACCCGCUUCAGUAUGAUCCUCCCCGACUCCACUCCUCAAUGGCUUCAAGAAGCAAAUGUAAAGUCUGUACUUAUCGUAGGGAUUGAGGCGCACGUUUGUGUACUGCAGACGACGUUGGAUUUAUUGCAGAGGGGGGUAGAGGUUCAUGUGCUUGCGGAUGGGGUUAGUAGUUGUAAUGCUGGAGAAAAGGGGGUAGCUCUUGAGCGCAUGCGUCAAGCAGGAGCUCAAAUCACCACAUCCGAGUCCGCCCUCUUCCAAUUGCUGGAAGAUGCCUCGCAUCCUAACUUCAAGGCCAUCUCGGGGCUGAUCAAGGAGGAGAAGCAGCCCACAAAGGAGGCAGUCGAAGCCCUUUUGGGGAAAUUGUAGAUUUGCAAAUCUUGAAUUGGAUCAUUGUGAAUUAUCGAAGCAAGGAAGAGUGAAGAUUGAAGAAACAUUUGGUAUGCUGUGUGAGAAAAAGGGAACAUAGGUGUAUGGACUGGCCCCUUCUCAGUGCCCAGUGCGACUAGCGCGAUCUUUGAGAUACGCAAACUCAGCAUCGCCAGUAGCCUGACAAAGCCUGUAGAACUUGCUCUCCUCUCCCUUAGCGAGCAGAGACGCGGGACUGUCGAAUUCAGCCACCUCUCCCUCUUCAAUGACCAGCAC